GAUUGCAUUUUUUGUACUCCUGCCAGGUGUUUUUAGUCUGGCGACACUUCUCUACGUCGGGUACAUAUUUCCAUUUACCGCCGCCACUCCUCUUAUAAAUUUAUCUGUCACCAAGAUAUCGCCCCUGCAUCUGGAAUUUGUCCCUGCCGCAGCAGUUUUGGUGUUUUAAGGCCCCUAGUAAAAAAAUCCAUUUUCCUUCUGGGUUCAGUUCGUCAACAAGCCCCCUAUCUUUCGGCUAGCGCCAUGGAUUUAAACCUACAGCUAUUAGUCGAUAUCCUUGAGGACUUUGAGCGCCUUCGUUCCGGUGAUACACAAAACUGGGAGAAAGUCGCUGACUGCUCACUCGAAAAAUAUAAUGUUAAAAUUUGGAGGACCUCUAGUUCACGCACCGACACGCACAAGUAUAUUUAUAAAUUACUCGGUGUUUUCAAAGACGUCUCGCUGGAUCUCUUUAGCCACUUUUAUGGAGACUUGGAAACGCGCAAGUCGUGGGACACUCGUACUCGUUCAAUAGACGUGUUGGGGAAGGUAGACGCCAUCUCGUUAGAUUCUGAGCACUCUACUAGCGAGGGACAGCUGAUUCGCUGGCAGAUUCCAGUGGGCUGGAUGUUUAGCGACCGUGUUUAUAUUUUCACUCGCUACAAAGUUUAUUUCAGAGGUGCUCAUUUCUUUGUAGACGUACAACACCCAAAGGUCGAUGACCCAGCCCUCACUAAAGGUGCCGUCGCCGUCAAAGACUAUAAUGCCGUUACCCUCUUUACAGGUGAGGGAGACUCUGUUUUGAUGUAUCAAAACUUUGUAACUGCUUUUGAUUUACAAAUGUCUCUGCCGAGUUGGUUCAUCAACUGGGCCACCGGUCUUGGACUCCGAGAUCUGAUCAGCAGCUUCAAAACAAACUACUUCAUUUACUCUAAGAAUUUGGAAAAACAAGGGCAGGGUGAUUCAAAUUCUGACGCCGAUAGUAGCGAGGCAAAUAAUGCCAAUCAAAAUAAAUAAAUUAUCUUUGUAUUUUUGUUAA
Messenger RNA from Schistocerca gregaria, 1018 nucleotides. RefSeq names its product phosphatidylcholine transfer protein-like. The coding region runs from base 244 to 996 and encodes 250 amino acids. The transcript is spliced from 2 exons. NCBI's taxonomy places the organism in Eukaryota, Metazoa, Arthropoda, Insecta, Orthoptera, Acrididae. The record is from RefSeq and is a predicted model, not a curated record. Gene Ontology annotation, molecular function: lipid binding.